AUGGCUGAAAACUUUUCUCCUUCCUCCUCUUUCUCUUCCCCUUUCCCUUCCGUUCCUCCCUCCAUUGAAGGUGGCCAAUCUUCCUCGGCUCCUGAAAACCCUACUGGAACCGGGUUUCAUCCACAGCCCACACCUCGGUUCAAGUGGACUCCUGAUCUUCAUCGUCGCUUCUUGGAGGCUAUUCAAGUUCUUGGAGGACUGCAAUAUGCAACUCCUAGAGCAAUUGUUGAAGUCAUGGAUGAUAAGGACCUAACCAUAAGUAGGGUUAGGAGCCACCUUGAGAUUCACCGUGCCAACUGUUUCGAUCAGGAGCAACUGGCUAGAGAAACUCAAGCUGCAGUUGCUCAGCUGACGUGGGCGGCCACCGUUCCCUAUCCGUACGGUUAUCCCUCGCUCUAUAGCGCUCCGGCGCCGGCGCUAUACUCACCGUUACGGCCACAGCUGACGUCACCACCACUACACCCUCCUGCAAGGCUAUACAUUAGCCCAUUCGGGCCGAUAAUGCCCCCCACCAUUCCACCCUCGAUGAGGAUGAUGGAAUACUCGGCCCCGACGCCCAAAACCAUCAUCUUCAAGAUGAUGGGCACACCGGUGUCGAUUGAUGCUGAGGAGAUACCAGAAUUGAUGAUGUCUGGUGAUAUAAACCCAGGAUCAUCUUCCUCAGCUGCAAGGAAUGAGGAUCAAGACGAUGGCCCUCUUGAUCUCACGCUCUCCAUCAGACCUCCCAGCCGUCGAUGA
Messenger RNA from Ipomoea triloba (trilobed morning glory), 738 nucleotides. Its product is annotated as transcription factor NIGTH1-like. The record is from RefSeq and is a predicted model, not a curated record. NCBI's taxonomy places the organism in Eukaryota, Viridiplantae, Streptophyta, Magnoliopsida, Solanales, Convolvulaceae. The transcript is spliced from 6 exons. Gene Ontology annotation, molecular function: DNA-binding transcription factor activity; DNA binding. Bases 1 to 738 code for a protein of 245 amino acids.